This is a messenger RNA of Periconia digitata, 2882 nucleotides long. Lineage: Eukaryota; Fungi; Ascomycota; Dothideomycetes; Pleosporales; Periconiaceae. The record is from the annotation of a GenBank genome assembly.
CACUGCACUGCACUGCAUUGCACUGUUCUGCGCUGCGCUGCACCGCACUCUCCCAUCGCUCUGGUCUGCAUCCCGAUUCGCGACCCGUUACGCGCAUCCUGUGAGCUGCUUGGCCGCCAUCAUCAUCAUCAUCAACUCCCGGUUUGUUUGUCACUCGCCGGGAAAUCAGAGGUCACCGUGAGUAGUCCCUCCCGCUCAACUCGCUCUAUUCACCCUCAAUCUCACCUUGCGCAUCAGAUUGUUCGACUUCCUAUUGUCAUGCUGUAGUCCACAAUACCCUCUGCUCGCUUGCCGCCGCCCAUUUCCACCUUCACCCAGCGCCGCCGUCGCCGUCACACCCCUCCCCCGCCGACUUCAAAUAUCUCCGCCCUCCUUCGAACUUCAUGUUCUCCCACUUCCUCCUCGCACCUUAGCACAACUAUCGCCUUCGCGGCACGUCUUCCUAGUCAGCUCAAUCCUGCCCAACCAUACUUCUUGAACACGCCCGCGUGCGCGACUCAAUUGCGCGACUGCCAGCCAUGGCGGGUCCCGAUCGACCACCAGAUACCAUGGUACCUACCACUACCUUGAAGCGCAAGAGGCUCUCCGAAGAAGACCAGGCCGAGCAAGACCGACUAGACAUUGCCUUCAAGCGCAUCAAGAACAACGUGCCAGACGCGCCCUAUAUUCUGUCAACUCCCUCCCUGUUCCCUUAUCGCUACCACUCUCAGCAAGAAUCGCGAGCUUGGAUGAUGGGCCGCCUCUUUCGCCCAGACGAGGAGCAUCUCCAGUAUCGCACCUUUCUCUUCCGCGAACCUUAUCAAGAUUGUUUCACCUUGCAACCUGGCGAAGACAAUGUGCCGGAGCCGUCCCGCCCAAGCUCCAAUGCCACCAGCAGUUCAAGUCAAGCACCCAAGAAGAAGAUUAGUCUGUCUGAUUAUAAGUCGAAGCAGGCCAAUGGUGUCAUCACUCCUGGCUCUAAGAAGGUCUCGCCAAACUUGCCGCCCACCAAAGCUCCUUCGGUACAAAUCAAUGGCGCAAAGCCUACGCCGGAAAAAAGGGCUCCGGAAAAUAUCAAGAAAUUGGACGUGGUGAAAACACAUGAUCGCGUGGCGACUGAAUCGACUUUGCCGGAGAAACCUAAGAAUCCUCCCCAGAAAGAUAUCUCCAAAGCACCCGCUACACGACCUCACAAAGCCGAGCCCGCAGAGACCAAAGCAGCUCCUCCGGACAAAUCAGAUCCGUCCAACUCUACCCCACAUGGUCUCCCACCUCUGCUCUCCCCGGUCGAUCCUCCCUUGGCGAACCCUUAUGGAUUACCCCCAAUAUUAUCUCCAACCUUGCCUGCAAGCAUCACGGAAGCGCUCAAGGACAUAGACAUGAAGCGAGAGCGGGCAGAUUCCAAUACUUCGAAUUCAUCUUCGGAUCCUAGGAGCCAAGUCUCAAACGUGCAUGAUUCGAUUACCUUGAAACCCGGACCAAAAAACAUGGUACGCGAGCGGUCUGUAUCCACGGGCGCAAAGUUUCCCGCAAAAUCCCCCAUUCCCAAACUGUCCGAUCAAACCGAAGAUCCCCAGAAGUUGCUGGUGAAGUUGAAGUAUACGAAGAAAACAAAAGACACCAUAAAGCAACUUUUGAAGCUUCCACCCAAACCCAAAAAGCAACCUGCGGUCGAGAGAAAGGAGCCCGAAGAGACGCCGAAAGACCGCCCGUCUCAUGCUCAGAAGAAGCCAGUAGAUGUUGCUCCUGGCAAAUCAAAGACAGUGCCCAAACCUGGUCCUCGUCGACCCGAGAGUUCUACAGAGACUGUGGGCUUGAAGCCAUCAUCGACAGGCGUCAAAGUGGGGCAAAAGCGGCCCCGACCCGAAGAAGAUGCACCCCAGCCAACCGCAUCAAAGCGACCAAGGGCAUCGUCAAUACAGGAACAUCCAAACACGCCAAAAGAACAGGUUGUCCCGUCGCCUUCACUGCCUAAUAAAUCCAGCAGCCAGAAGAGUAGCCAGAGCUUGCAAGUGACUCCUCGAAAGGACAAGGCUGUCGGUAUGCUUCGCACAACUUCGGUUGAUGGCUACGAUUCAACUCCCGGGAAAGGAAGCGUUCCUUCCUCAUCAAAGCGUCAUGAAAUCAAGGCAUCAUCAUCAGCUUCUCUCAACAAGAAACAAGCUGAUAUCUCUUUGCUACAACAUGCGUCAGCCAAGUGGAAUCAAAAAGGCAGGGAGCUUAAGCAUGAAUGUCAGAGAGUCGAGCAGGAGAAGAAAGAGAAAAACCAAGAGCGCGCCGCUGUCAUAGGUGUCGAAUGUAUCUUAGCAUACAUGGUUGCCUACCAUAUGCAGGACCUUGGCUUGCUCCUUCGCGGCAGACCUGCUGGGGCCGAGGGCACCUGGAUAACGCUUCUUCCUUUAUGCGCUUCUUAUGCCCGUCUCACAAAAGACUACCAGCACCUUGAUGGCUUCCGAUCAUACCUUGCUGCGGUUAUCGCUGCAGACAUCUGCAAUGUUCUGGCGCCACGCGCUCCAAACCCCAAAGCCCACGAUUCGCCCCACGCGCUUCCCUCUGCCGACCUGGCGAAACAACGCAGCCAGGCCAUGGAGAAUUUCGCGAUGCUGUCGGAUCACUACAUGCAAAUGCAACGACACACCCAGGAAGCACGGAUUAGACUGUCCAUGGACGACAUGCGGACUGUUUAUCCCAAGACAUGGGCCGGCGCAGAGUCCAAUGCCAACUUAUCAAAGAUGCCCGAAAAGGCUAACGGUGUCAAACUCUCUGGCCCGUACUUUCUUCCCAUCGCCAACGACACGACGCCUAUUCAGGCUGUUAGGUUCGGCCUUGAGUUCCUUCAUGAGUACUGCGAGAAGGCGGGUGUUGACCACACGAUUCGCAUCAAUCUCGAUCGACCGGAGUGA